GGUGAGAUUAUUCUGGUCUAUUUUUCCUAUCCAUAUUCGGAAGUUUGGAACUUGCAGUCGCGACCCUUCUAGAAAGACGACAAUCAGUCAAUCGGUGGUUCCCGGCUGCCAGAUUGAAAAUGGAUCGGGUGCGACCCGGAGAGCCCGACAGCUUAGAAGCUUCACUGAUGCAAUUGAUCAACGAUCACCAUGAUAAGUCUCUCAAGCUCCGGGCUUUUACGGAGCAAUCGAAGAAAGAUGCGGUUCAUAGCGCGACUCGGGUUUCGGAUCUUCUGGUCGACGCCGUGAACGGCGGUGUCCAAGAGGCUUACGCCAUCGAGAAAAAAAUCGAAAUGGAAAUUCGUGCUUUGGCGGCCUCCAUUAUGCGAUUCGGAAAGCAAACGGAUCAGUGGCUAGCCGCUUCUCACGCUAUCAACACCGCAAUCAAGGAAAUAGGAGACUUUGAGAAUUGGAUGAAGACAAUGGAAUUUGAUUGCAGAAGUAUCACUACUGCAAUCUGCAACAUUCACCAAGCAUAGUAUAUCAAUGAUAAUUUGAUACCAAAAUACUAUGUCUCUUAUUGAUACCUAAUUGGUAUAAAAAAACAUGAUUUUUUAUUGAUACUAAUAGUUAGUGAGUGUAUGUAUAGUGUGCACAUGUUCUGCUACCGAAUUAGGAUAUUUCUAUUUAGAUUAAAAUUUUCUAAUUUGAUUUGAUUUGUUUAAUUUUGAUUUGAACUGAUUUGAUAAAGUCCGAUUUAUAUGUAUUUUAUUAUUGAUCUAAUCUAUUUAGGUCUGGCAUGAUUUGAAAUGAUAUUCUAUGAGAAAUAUAUUAGUCUAUUUAAAAAUGUCCUU
This is a messenger RNA of Cuscuta epithymum, 833 nucleotides long. Lineage: Eukaryota; Viridiplantae; Streptophyta; Magnoliopsida; Solanales; Convolvulaceae. The record is from the annotation of a GenBank genome assembly.